Suillus bovinus is the source of this 493-nucleotide messenger RNA. RefSeq lists its product as uncharacterized. The transcript is spliced from 5 exons. Bases 1 to 471 code for a protein of 156 amino acids. The record is from RefSeq and is a predicted model, not a curated record. NCBI's taxonomy places the organism in Eukaryota, Fungi, Basidiomycota, Agaricomycetes, Boletales, Suillaceae.
AUGCUAACUGAAGAUGUUACACAUUGGCAGCAUCUUGAUGUGGAACACGCUGCAAACAUGCGGUCUAGGUUACUCUCUGUGGCCUCUGGCUCAUCAGCCUUGGAGAACAUUGUUCAGCUCGGUUCUGCCGUUGUCGUUAUCUUCGAACACUCUUUCUACAUUUACGACAAGCAGCGCUACCUUCAGGACCAGCAAGAGUCCGUUCGCUCUUUUGAUGUUGCUCUGGAACAGUAUAUUGCAUCUUCGCAUGCAGCCGCUGUCAAGGAAGGUGUGAGCGCUGCCGUCAGAGCAUAUGAAGAACGCGUGAGGACUGCUUCCCACGCACAUCAAGGAAACUUGCCUGCUUGGACGGCAAAGUUACCGUUUGAACGCUUUCAGAGGAAGGCAAAAGCUUUGCGCUCUCAAGCAAAGGCGGACUUCAUGGAGACUAUUCUUGAACUCACUUUAAAUCAUCGUCUGCCGAGACCUUAAUUCUGGGAAAUGCACACAAUGU